Molecule: messenger RNA, 245 nt
Organism: Paramecium sonneborni
Lineage: Eukaryota; Ciliophora; Oligohymenophorea; Peniculida; Parameciidae
Source: the annotation of a GenBank genome assembly
AUGAAGAAAUAUGAAUUUCGUUAUUAAUUGUAUAUAUAUUUAGGAAAAUAUAAAUUUAUUAGCAUAGCUUUUAACCAUUUACUUUUGUUAUGAAAAUUGUGUAAUGUUUAUAUUUUCAAGAGGGCCAAGGAGAAGAUAGAUGAAUAAAGAAUGGCCAUGGAUCUAUUUUUGAAAAAAAGUAAAGGAGUUUAUAAGUAUACUAAUAAGUAAUUUAGUUCAGAUUCAUCGAUGCUAGAAGACCUUGA